AUGCUGUGGCAUGCUGUGGCGAUGAUGCCAGGCAUUCCGUGGUUGACCGUCCAAAACAAGCCCAGCUUCUUCAUGAAGGAGCAGCUCGACCCGCUGAGCGAGGCCGACGCGCCCGUAGUUGCCGCGCACUACACGGGCCUCGUGGAAAAGUACCGUAUCGAGCUCGAUACGCAGAGGCAGCAGGCACAGCAGUUUAUCCAGGUGCAAGCGGCGCAAAAGGCGAAGAGUGGGCUGGUCUGCAAGGGGCAGAUAGGGGCCGUGGAGGCGGCGAUGCUGUACAUCAUGAUCCGAGAGCACAAGCCCGCCGAGACGAUCGAGAUCGGCGCCCUCUGCGGCUCGUCGACGAGAUGGAUCCUUGCCGCGCUCGAGCGCAACGGCCACGGCCACCUGACCACGUACGACCUUCACGACUACACACCGAGCUUCGUGAAUCGCUCGUUCGCGCCGUCGGUCCUCAAGCACCGAUGGUCGUUCGUUCAGGGUGACGCAAUCGCCGCGCUUGAUAAGGACGAUGUACCAUUCGACGCCGAGCUGCUCUUCAUUGACGCCCUCCACCGCAACUCGUUCGCUCAGCUCUACACCGACCGGCUGCUCCGCAAGGCGGCGGCGGCGAUCUCGCACCCUCUCCCCGUCUUUGUCCACGACAUCUUCUCGCCGUUCAUGAUACCAGCCUUCAAGCACUGUCAAACCGACAUGUCGCUCGCCACUCUCCGGACGGAGGUCGACUGCAUCCGCCGAGCGGCCAAGGCCACAAGCGGCAACCGGCUCGACCUCCUCUACUCGGAGAAGCAACCGGGCGGCGAAGGCAUAGAGCUCAUGGCGUGGCUUGCUCGCACUGCUCGAUCUAAGGCGUUCGUCACGUUCUCCAUGUACGCUGCGCCGGCCGUCUCGAGGUCCAUCGCACGUGCGCUGCACCGCCCGGACGACGCUGCGAACAAUAACCCGGCCAUCUUCUUCCUCAUAAAGCCAGACAAGCACUAG
Molecule: messenger RNA, 981 nt
Organism: Emiliania huxleyi CCMP1516
Lineage: Eukaryota; Haptophyta; Isochrysidales; Noelaerhabdaceae
Exons: 1
Coding region: 1-981 (326 amino acids)
Source: RefSeq, a predicted model, not a curated record